Bactrocera oleae (olive fruit fly) is the source of this 4178-nucleotide messenger RNA. RefSeq names its product Glucuronyltransferase S (gene GlcAT-S). Gene Ontology annotation, cellular component: Golgi membrane. Lineage: Eukaryota; Metazoa; Arthropoda; Insecta; Diptera; Tephritidae. Gene Ontology annotation, biological process: chondroitin sulfate proteoglycan biosynthetic process; carbohydrate metabolic process. The record is from RefSeq and is a predicted model, not a curated record. Gene Ontology annotation, molecular function: galactosylgalactosylxylosylprotein 3-beta-glucuronosyltransferase activity.
GUACGAACAUGUUUUGUGAGUGCACAAAUUUAUAGAACAUAAAACAUGAAUUACAAAAGUGUUUUUAGUCAUCAAGUUCCCGAAAACGCAGAGUGUACCCGCAACUAACAAACCUGCACUAAAACUAAACAAUAGCAAAAUCGAAAAAGAGGUGAGUGCUGUCUUUUAUUUUAAAACACUGUAACGGAUUUCUCGCUUAAUCUUUUACCCUAUAACUCACUCUUGAGUUCGAUCACUGGAUUGUUAAAUAAAAGGCCCAAUUUAAUGGCUAUACACUUAUUUUUAUUUCUAAUUCCAACAACUUAACACUUAUUGCUCGGAUUUGAGGCUACAACUUCUUGCUUAUGUCUCAAUUGCUGUCUAGUUGCUUCUGGCAAUUUAUCGUCGGUUCGAUUUUCUUCUAUCAUCCAUGAUCGUCACACUGGCCUGGACCUAAGUCUGAUCGUCCAGAUAACACACAUUUGCGGUACCAAACGCAAAGCUUUUAUGUCCCCCAUCUCGCCUUCUACGCUGGUGUUAUAUUCCGUAGCCGUCCUUCUCUUCUUGGAGUCAAUUCCGUCUGUCUGGCGGAUACCCAGUUUUGAUACAGCCCUUGACUUAAAGCUGACUCGAGAUCCCAUUCUUGAUCAGAAUGUAACUCCAUUGUAUCACCGAAUCUCGUGACCCACUUGUUGAUGAGUGCGUCCACCACUGCUUCAGCCUCUUGAUUAGAAAUUGUGUACAUUUCUUUGACUACCAAAACAUUAUUAUUUCCUAAUAUAUAGGGGUGAAUUGGACUAUCUUCAUUCACGCCUAUUCGCUCCACUGGCGCAUCCGAAUUGUACUGCUUCAUCUGGCCAUGACUCCGGGACCUCGAUUUCUUAGCUACAAUGCAUUCAGGUUUUCGUGAUCCUCAAGCGCCCUCCUCUUUGACCUUUGUACCACACGUUAAGAACUUUAGGAAUUCUAGCCUUUGGUACAACCAUAAGUACUCGGGAGGUUUGCCCAUUUUCGCUUUUUCAUACUCGAUGCAAGCAGCCACACACUAACUUUAAACUGCUCCGCUCUGCCCAAUAUGCUUUAGCGGCUUUCUGAAUUUUUUUCUCCAUUCGUUGUACAUUGGUUCAACUCCAUUUCAUGGAUUACACUUUUAAAUUCGGGAAUUUCAGGUUUAAUUGUAGACUGCUCUUCCACCUGUUCUGGUCUACACGCUUCUUGCUCUUCUGACUGUGAGAACCCUUGUGAGCACACCUGCGCUGACAUACUCACGUCCAGAACUUUCGACUGUGAUCACCCUUGUACUGGUUCACACGCUUCCUCUUCUUCCUCGGUUGAACAUUGAGUAUCAUUCUUUUCUUGUACUCUCGUUGUUUCUCCCUCUAAUUCCAAUUGAAACACAUAUUCGUAAACAUUAACGUUUUCUGCAUCCAUAGCCUCUCGUAAACGUGACUGUAAGUCGCACUUUACUCGUUAUUCGAGCUUUUUUCUUAUGUCUCAAUUGCUCUUAACACGAUAACACUCUAACUAGAACUGGGUGUGCUGCACAGUCUUACAGCAAUUGGAUAGAGUGAGAAAAACAUUGAAUAUCAAUUGGCGGUGUGUUACUUUUUUCUCACUCUCUGAACCAAAGUAUCAAAUAUUAACUUAUGCAGAAGGGAACAAUAAUAAACGAUUAAAACUUUAGAUCGAUAAGGUAUCACUGGUUAUUUGACAUUUUGCAACCCUUUUGUUAUUUUCAGAAUUUAUUGAAUUAAACUGUUUUUGCACUAUAUAUUGUAAAGUGAAUGUGUACAAAUGGAUAAGUGAAGUGUUAAAUGAUAUAAAAGUUAAGAAUUUAAGUGCAUAAUUUAUUUUAAAUCGAAAAAAUACGUACUUUAAAUAGUUGAUAUUUUAAAUUUUAAACGUAAAUAGCUAGAAAACUAUAAGUUUCCCGCGGCUAUAUUUACAAAUAUUUUUGAUCUGGAGGAUCUUCUCUGUCCGCUCAUACCCAUUUUAUCCCGAAAGCCUGGGACGGUAUAUUAAAGCCGACUCAAAACGUUUUAUAACAGAUAGCCAUCUUGCGAAGGGGUUUCUUUCAUUUCAGAGCUACCUAUUUCAAAUUUACGUUUGACCGACUACGGUAACACUGAAUAUAGUACCCUAGACUUAAAUGAUAUCGAUUAUUUUGUGAACAUAUGGCUUAAAGUCAGAAAAUUAUUCGUGAGUGAUAAAUUAAAAAAAAAAAUAAAUUUCCAAUUCAUGUAAUGGUGAUGUGGGUUGUUAUUAAUAUCUUUUUUUUGUGAUGUUUUCGUAAACUAAACUUAAUCAGAAUUAUGACGAACCAGUUGACACGGUAUAAACAAGAAGUCCGAAAGCAAAAUGUUUAUUAUUAUAAAGGAGUAACUGCUGACCUAGCCGUGGAUAGAGAUAGUUCCUCAUCAAGGCACGCAUGGUCUAAAAGCAGUACAAUUCCAAAGGUUGGUGUACUUUUCGUUGCCAUUUGCUUCCUUCUAUAUGUUUUAUGGGGGACUUUGAAUGUUACUAUUGCUGACUCUACCGAGAGCAAUCUCUCAGAUGAGACAGUGCACGCUCGGUUUAACGAGUCUUAUCUAGUUUGCAACGAGGUCUUUAUUGACCGUCGAGUUUUUGUUCACGACCGUGCACUCCGUGAUUAUGAAUCUUUACCUAUGAUAUAUUUCGUGACGCCCACGUAUCCUAGACGAGAGCAGAUACCUGAACUCAUUCGGUUGGCAUAUACACUACUACAUGUACCACGUAUUCAAUGGAUUCUUGCAAAUGAUCACAAAGCAUGCAAUGCUUAUAUUGAUGGUUUACUCAAAAGAUUUGGGUUACCUUUUACGCACUUGGCAAGUCCAAUGCCAGCAUCUUACCGCAAGAAAAAACCAAUGCCUCGUGGUGUAGCGAACCGUCGGGCAGCAUUACAAUGGUUACGACAGCGAAAUAUCACAAACGGAAUUCUCUACUUUGGCGAUGAUGACAAUACAUAUGAUUUAAGGCUAUUCUCUGAAAUAAGAGAUACACAACGAGUUUCUAUGUUUCCUGUGGGACUAAUUGAAGAGUACUCCGUAAGUGGACCAGUUGUACGGAAGGGAAAGGUAGUUGGAUUUCUAGAUUCUUGGGUAGCAGAAAGGCGUUGGCCAGUGGAUAUGGCAGGAUUUGCAACGAAUUUGGCAUAUAUGGCUGAGUAUCCAAAUGCUAGUAUGCCUUAUAAACCGGGCUAUGAAGAAGACCUUUUUCUACGCAGUAUCCGGUUAAAUUUAAAUAUAAUUGAACCUAAAGCUAAUAACUGCACAGAAAUACUAGUUUGGCAUACACAAACGAAGAAUCGUGAGCGAACUACUCUACGUAUUAACAACAAAUAUCUCGACGAUCGGUCGAAUCUUGGUAUACUCAUAAGAUCAUUGGAUGCAAUGGGGAUCGCGAACUCUUCAGAUAACGAUGGACGAAGGGCUGUUAUAAGUAAAAAUGGAAAAGCUAAACCAUUAAGCUAUUUUUUAAGCUAAAACUACUAAAAUUUUUUUUACCAUAUUAAAGAAUAAAACCUAUUAUUUCUAUCGAGGGCGGUAAACUUAUUUUAACGAUCUUUCAACAUUCCCAUCUGAUUUAUGUUACGAUUUGCAAUCUCUUGUGGUCUAAAAAUUGGAAAAGUCCCUGGGUCAGCUUGUCAUAGUUUUUAGUGAUUUGUUACAUUAUUUUGAUAUAUCUAUCAAUCAAUCUUUUAAAAACGCUAAAUAAUAUAGUCAGUGAAUAUUAUUCCAUGCGAUCUCAAAAUGCAUACGUCAUGACUUUACCAGUUAAUCGUUGUAUAUUGCAACUUAAUUUUACGUUCAUUCAAAAUCUAUUUAUGAACAGCCUCUGUACGUAAUAAAACUUGCUGUCAUUACUUCGAUGCACAUAUGGCCUGAAAAAAGGCAGAACUCGCAUAACCCUCAUAGAUACAGUGAUUCCUUAAUACACAAUAUGCCUACUUCGUCUUUCAAAUGCUCAAUCUUGUAUCAGUCAAAAUGAUAUACCUCAAGAAUCAAUUACCCGGAUUUUGUGAAAUGUAACUACAAAAAAUCUACAAUCCAAAGAAGUGUCACUUUUGCAUAGAAAGCUGUGAACUUUUUAGCUUGCGUGGUGAUUUUUCGUGUAAAAGGGUUAAUGAGAUUAAAUUUUCAAUAAACUUUUAAAAAUAUUUAAUAUAUUGCCAUAAUGCA